Messenger RNA from Pyricularia pennisetigena, 4698 nucleotides. RefSeq lists its product as uncharacterized. Lineage: Eukaryota; Fungi; Ascomycota; Sordariomycetes; Magnaporthales; Pyriculariaceae. The transcript is spliced from 4 exons. Gene Ontology annotation, cellular component: CCR4-NOT complex. The coding region runs from base 1 to 4698 and encodes 1565 amino acids. The record is from RefSeq and is a predicted model, not a curated record. Gene Ontology annotation, biological process: protein ubiquitination. Gene Ontology annotation, molecular function: ubiquitin-protein transferase activity; RNA binding.
AUGGCCCCGCAAGAUACCUUCAUCGAUGAGGAGGAUGACACCUGCCCUCUCUGCAUCGAGCAACUGGACCUUUCCGAUCGAAACUUCCGGCCAUGCCCAUGUGGCUAUCAAAUAUGCCAGUUUUGUUUUAACAACAUCAAGACCAACAUGAAUGGUCUUUGCCCAGCAUGUCGUAGACCCUAUGACGAAAAGACCAUUCAGUGGAAAGUUGUUACUACAGAGGAAGUUGCCGAGUUCCGCGCAAAUAUACAAAAGAACCAAAAGAAACGAGCUGCCGAGCAGCGCCAGAAAGAGGUUCAAAAACGCGAGGCCGAGAAAGAGAACCGGAAAAACCUUGUUGGCGUCAGGGUCGUCCAGAAGAACCUUGUUUAUGUGACAGGCUUGACGCCCACUGGCAGCGAAGAUGAGCUUCUGAAGACACUGCGCAAACCCGAGUUCUUUGGUCAAUACGGAAACAUUCAGAAAAUCUCGAUAAGCAACCGUCGGAGCUCGGAUGGUCAAAAUCAAUCUCUGGGCAUCUAUGUUACCUUUGAGAGGAAGGAAGAUGCCCAGCGUUGUAUCGCCGCCGUCAACGGAUCGCAGAACGGGGACAGAGUACUAAAAGCACAACUGGGCACUACCAAGUACUGUUCUGCUUGGCUGAGAAAUGAGCAAUGCUCUAACCGGCAGUGCAUGUUCCUCCACGAGCAGGCUGACGAGGAUGAUAGCUACACACGGCAGGACUUGUCGUCGAUGAACAGCAUUCACACCCAGCGGCCCCUUUCAAACGCCGCUGGCUCAUCGUCGCGAACAUCAUCCAGACAACAGACGCAAACUCCUGCGCCUAGCAGCCAGGCCCAGCCAUCUUCUCAGACUAUGGCCCGCGCUGGAAGCAAGGAGGGCUCCGACAAUGGGGACUCGUCUGCCCUGCCUUCCUCGGCCAACUGGGCUCGCAAUCCCCAGGUUCGUAGCAGGCGUGGAAGUCAUGCUACUAGCGGGGCGGCUUCAAGUCCCGCAGUGUCCAUGUCUCUGCCGGCGACCGUCGAGGCCCCGCAAGAGGCCGUGGAGGAGUCAUCGCAAGGCGACUCGGAAGCUCCUCAAGCUCAGCCGCCGACGGAACCAGCACAAAGCCCUUCGAGAACAUCCACCCAGACCGGCGACGAGUCCAGGCCCAGGCGAUUCGACGAUGCCACGAUCGAAUAUAUCAAGGCGAUUGGGGGUGGUUCGAUGCAGCUCCGUCUCGUGGAGCCUUUCUCUCUUUCAGCAUAUCCGCCUCUGUUCGACUCUCGAGGUGGGGAGAAGAGAAGAGCGCUGGGUGAUGAAGACGAGACCCGUGGCAGCGGUGUUGCAGAGGCCCUUGAUAACCAAGACCUCUCAGAGGGGGAGCCUGAACAGGGUGGUAGCCAUGCCCUUGGUGGAGAGCCUGAAGACCGUGAUAUUGGUCUUGAUAGCGCCUUUGACCAACACAGGCCUGGAACUCAACCCCCAAUUCAGAGAACAAGCAACUCGGAGGGCAUCUUUGGACCCGCUAUUGGCUCGAACUAUAUGCCAUCAUCAACUGCAGGGUCCCUAGGCGGUCGUUCGAUGACUCCUCAGCAGCAGCAACAACUUUUCUCUCGCCCGCAGGCUGCAUUCGCCGACCACCUUCCUCCUGGUAUCGGGGCUGCCCAGACGACACUUUUCCAGGGACAGGGGCAGGGCCAGGCUCACAACCGCCAAGGCUCCAGGUACAGUUUCGCAAACGACAACGGAGCUGGUGCCUCGACAUCGGUCAAAUUGGCUGCGAACCCUAGAGCGAUGGCUCAGCAGUCGUCCAUGAUGCCCUCGUCGUCAUCCUUCCACUCACAGCCUGCUAGUCAGUAUUAUGCCACUUCUAUUUCUGGCCCACCGCCGGGCCUCAAGUCGACCGGCACACCGCCGAACCUCUUUGGUGCGCAGGGGCACGCAUUUGGCGGCUCAUCUGCGUUUGGAAGCGUGGGCGUAUCCAAGGAAUCCAACAAUGAUCUUCUCCAGUCGAUCAUGCGCGGCCGUGGUGGACAGAGCGCCGCAGGUCACGACGCUGGAAAGCGUGAGUACCUCCUCCAUUCAUUCCCUAAUCAGUUGCCUCCUCCCUCUGCGUCGUCUACCCUGGCUCCUGCUCCUGGCCUCUUGGCAUCGUUCUACGGAAACCAAGCCGGGAACCUCCAAGACUUUGGUACGAAGCAGAAGAAGAAGGGGAAGAAGCACAGGCAUGCUAACACUUCCUCCUCUGGGGGAGGUGUCCUAGUAGAUCUUGCGGACCCGAGUAUCCUGCAAGCGCGAAUGCAGCACCAGACCAAUGUCAACGUCGGACAGGGAAUGUUCGGGGGUCAGUCGCAAGAUGACGACCUCGAGUUGGACGAGCAUGUCGCUACUAACAUCGACGCCCUGGUCUCGGACGAGCCUGCUGAGAUUGUUCCUCCGCCGGGCAACCUUGGCGGGGUCAUAGGCCGUUCUGUUACACCCUCAGUUCCUCCUGGAUUUGGUCCUCCCGCCAUCACGGCACAAUCUUCUCCAGCUCAGCUGAAACCCGCUAUGCCAUUAUUGACAUCCUCGCCUUUGGCUCCCGCAUCGUCGAUAUCGUCCAAAAAGGCAAACGAUGAAGCCAAGAAAAGCAUCAGAGCCUCGGCGGUCGAGAGCGGCCUCACUAAGGAUAUUGCUGCACAAUCUUCCAAAACAUCCAAGGGCAAGACUGUCCUGCAUGAAGAAGACUUUCCUGCUUUGAAUGCCCCGAAGCCGGCUUCUGCUGCUCAACCUGCUGCUCCGGCAGUACAAUCGGUGUCCAAGACAACGGCGUCUAAAAAUGUCACAGCGACGAACAAGGGUAAGAAGGCUGCAGCUGCGGAGACACCAAAAGUGGCAUCGCCAGCUUUGGCUCCAGCGUUGCCUGCCACCCAAAAGACCAUGGACAAGAAGCCUACUCCUGGCAUCUUGAACAUUGCUGCCGCUACUCGUGCGGCACAAACAAAGGGUGUCGAUUCAUCCUCUGCUACCGAGAAGUCGGCAGACUACCCGGCUCUGCCAACGCCGUCAUCUGCGACAUCUUGCAGUACGACCACACGCACUGGACCGAAGACACUUCGGGUCGUGUCCACACCCACUCCAAGGACUGAGGUCCCACCGCCCAUCACUGCUGCGACGGCAAUCGCUGCUGCCGCUGGUACUUCGGGUCGCUCAUCGGUUCUGUCUUCUCACCGUCCAGGCACGCCACACAGCGAGUUCCCGUCAGAUAGCGCCUCGGUGAUCUCAGGCUCGAUCACAACCUCGCGACCCAAUUCUCCGCCGCCUGCUGGGGCCUCGAGGAUAGGAUCUGCAGCAGUGCGCUCUACUACGAAGAGUCAGCAACGCAAACAACGCAAGCAGGCGACGAAGAAAGACGCAGCUGAAAUGAUCUCUACACAGACGGUACCGGAAGAAGAGGUGCCGGUGAUUGCGCCCAUUCUCGGUCGCAAGAAAAAGCAGAAAAAGGAGAGAGCUGUGCCCAGUGGGCCGUCCACGCCUGUCGAGAGUCGUGCGGCAACGCCGGGCCCUGCAGCGCAUGUUGAUGAUACGGAUGCCGACGCGACACAAAAGGAGGUUCCCGUCAAGGAGGUCGAGCAGCCUGUCGCCGUUAAGGAUAAGGGCAAGCAGGCAAAGACCAGCACCGAUGGGACUAAAAACAAGAGUAAGGAUAGAGAAGAUGCCCGUGAGGCCGCCAAGGCAGAGGCAAACGCUCCUGAGAAGCCCCCCAAGGAACCGAUACCGGAGACCGCUCCGCAACGGGAGACAAAUGAACCUGCGGAGAAGCAGAUACCAUCUCCAGCUACGACCCUACGGGAGCUCGAGAGCCAAGGCUUGGUUGAUACCACUGCGAUCAAGAGCCUUCUCGAGCCUCCUCACAGUAUCCACCACAGGCUAGAACGUUUGGAUGCCGUUACCACAGCCAAGGAGAUGUCAACUCCCACGAAAUCUGUCGUCAACGACGAAGAUCAGGUCAAGCUUUUAGGCGGUGAGGUUGUGCACAAGGUUGUAGAGGGCGUCCGCAUUAUGCUGACGCCAAACGGCGACUGUGUACGUGGAUUGUCACCGGAGGAGGAGGCACGAUUUUUGCAACUGCAGGAGAAGCUAGCCAACAGCGCCGGUACUCCUGCGUUCUUCAUGCACCCGCGAUACGAGGCUGCCGGUGGUUUCAGUCUGAUCAAAGGGCGUGCGGUGCCCAACGGCCCGCCAUCUUUCUUCCCACCUGCUGGCAGUGCCUAUGCCAGCGACCCUGUAGCCAAGAUUCAGCGCGAAGAGGCGAUUUAUUACAUCAACCAGUUUGUGCUCCCCAAGCUGAACCAGGGCGCAGUCAACAGCCCUGCAGGCGGCAAGGCGAACGGGCAGUCGGAUGGCGGCAACUGCCAGCUGUCGAACAUUGCGCCCUGGAUACAGCCCGGGGAACCGGUGUCGGGGCCGGGGGCGACGUGGACCGACGAGCCGCUCAUGUCGGCAUUUGAUGGCGACGUUGCCGCGGAUGGGCAGCCACAGCCCAUCCAGGGGCAGCCGCACAUGACGGCGGCCGCCAUGACUACGCGUGCGUUUGCCAACGUGCCGCUCAUGAGCGUUGAGGAGGCCGAGAAGACGCUGCAGGCGGCGCGACGCGAGACGGAGAAGCUCGAGAAGUCGCUGUACUCGGUCAUCAAGAAGAACCGGCGCCUGCUCCUGGGCACGGGUGGGAACUGA